Lipotes vexillifer (Yangtze River dolphin) is the source of this 2115-nucleotide messenger RNA. It is a transcript of the gene ECT2L, whose product is annotated as epithelial cell transforming 2 like. Gene Ontology annotation, molecular function: protein binding. NCBI's taxonomy places the organism in Eukaryota, Metazoa, Chordata, Mammalia, Artiodactyla, Lipotidae. The record is from RefSeq and is a predicted model, not a curated record.
AUGGAGAGCUUCCACACAAGGUUCAGUGCCUGGACACCUUUUAGCAACAAGUCAUUAAAUUGACAGCUCUUUCAGGAAAGAGUUGCUCUUAUAAGGCAUUGAUUUGACCUCUGGACUAACAAGCAACAUCAAGAAUUCUUAUUCAUGAUUUUUUUUUUUUUACGAUGCACUAAAUUACAGUUAAGGGUUGUCCAAGACUGGUUUUCAGAAAGGAUGCAAGUAGCCAAAGUGGAUUUUCUACCACGCUUCAUUUCUCUAUAUAUCUUUUCCUUUCCAAAAGAUUCGUGUGCAGCUGGACAAGUCAGCUGGCACUGGAAAAUUUUAACUGAACAGGAUUGCUUAUGGAUGCCCAAAUGCAUGAAGUUUGGAUGGUUUCUGCCCUAUACGCCAACAGAUAAUGAGUAUGGUGCUUGGAAGCACCAUUACAGCUGUGUGUCCAACUUAGAUUGGCUAACCCCUAGGGAAGCCGCAGCUCUUUAUGGGACCCUGACUGAACCCAAAACAGAAGAUGAGCAACUACAGGAGAGGCAAAGAAAAAAGUGCCUAAGGAAAAUACUUUGGGAGAAAAUUGCACUACGUAAGAAGGAUUUGUUCAAAGUUCGACCCCCUUGGGUGAAUGGAACAUGCUGCUCUAGAUUGGUCAAAUCCAAAUGCCAACCACAUCUCUCCCAAACUGAGAGGGAUCGAGUGGGAUUACAGGAAACUUUGGAGAAACAGCUUGUUUUGGCAUCUUUAGAAGCUUUGCCCAAGUGAAGCAAUGUUUCUGGAUGCCAUUCCUACCCUUUAUUAUCAAAGAAAAAUUGGCAUGGAGUUUAUAAAAAUGACAGCAGCUCUUAUGCUCUCCAGCCACACUUCAUAUUAGUAUCAUCUCGGAUUCCUGCAUAUGAGGUACAGAGCUAUAAAAUUGGUAUUAAAAAUUUACUGAGGCCUGAAGUGAGAGACUUCUGGGAGAAAUUAGGAAGCUAUGUGGCCCCUGGAGAAGAAGGGGGUCACGUGGACCUCUUUGUACGACUCGGAGCAAUCAGGUCAGUUUUGAGAGGUAGUGAGGCAGGAACAGAAGUUCUUUCUCAGCUGUCUCAACUGACUGGCACGUUAUUGACCGCCCCCACUGGGAUUGCCACCGGCUCGUACCAACACAUUCUUAGUGACUGGCUGGGACGACAGUGGGAAAGGGCGCCCCCUUCCACCUACUUCAGCGAAUCAAAGCUGCAGCCGUGGUCCAGCCUCACCGACUUCCUGGAAGACACCUUGAAAUCAGUAAGGCAACAGCUAAGUCCUCUCUUCAAGGAGUUGCAGAAGAACAUAAGUGGCAGGAUGACAGGGCAAUUUGUAUCUGACACAAUGAGUAUGGCUAACAUUCUGAAUAACCAAGAAAUUAUACAAGCUCUGGCAGAGGGAUUGAUAGAACUUUCAAAAGAAAAUUCUGAAAGAAAUGUUAUAGAAGAUAAUCCUAGGGACACAAAAUCAAGUCUCAGCAAAAACGGUCCAAAUUUUGAGUUACUGGUUGAGUUGUGGUUUCUAGAUGACUUGAGAGACAGACUACAGGAAUGGGGCCCAGCUCACUGCGUGGGAGAAAUAUUCAUAAAGUUUGGAAGCCUGUUGAACAUAUACACCAAUUUCUUCAACAAUUACCCUGUUAUUCCGAAAACUAUGGAGAAGAUGAAGCAGAACAUCAAUAUGAAAGAUCAGCUGUCAGACAUAGAGAGAAUCAUCUGUGGGUGCCCGACUCUAUCAGAAGUAAACAGAUAUCUGAUUAGGGUCCAAGAUGUAGCCCAACUUCACUGCUGUGAUGAGGAACUAAGUUUCUCUUUAAGGCUCUACGAACAUACCUGUGAUCUCAGUCUUUUCCUCUUCAACGAUGCACUGCUUGUUUCUAGUGGGGGCACGUCUCAUACUCCAUUUGAAAGGACUUCAAAAUCAACCUACCAGUUCAUUGCAUCAGUGGCCCUUCACAGACUACUCAUAGAAGAUAUUCCAGAUUCCAAAUAUAUCAAGAACGCAUUUAUUCUUCAAGGUCCAAAACAUGAGUGGAUUUGUGCUGCAGAAGCUGAGGAUGAUAAAUUCCUGUGGUUGUCAGUACUCCAAAACGCCAUCGAAAGUAGUAUGGAAAAGUGA